AUGAAAACUCUUUCUAUCAUAAUUAUUUCAUUUAUUUUCUUUUCGGCACUAGUGAGAGCACAAAGUGAGACCGCAGCGAAUCCUGCCGCCGCAGCGAGUCCCGCUACUUCUACUUCCGCACCUGAUCAAAUUUCACAAUGUAUUCAAAAAUAUGGAUGUUCCAACAGUGAUAUUAACUGUGUUGCCUGGUGUGCAGGAGUUCCUAAUCCUUCACAGCAAGAUGUUAACGCGACUAAUGACUGUAUAUCUAAUUGUCCAAAUACCACCACUGCAGGUUAUCAAUCAUGCGUAAGUGGAUGUAUUAAUUCACACUAUAAUCAACCUUCUGCCUUUAGAGCAAGCUCCGGAGCAUCUCCCACGCCAACUGGAUCUGCUACACCGUUAGUUGCAGCUAUUUUAUAA
Dentiscutata heterogama is the source of this 402-nucleotide messenger RNA. The record is from the annotation of a GenBank genome assembly. NCBI's taxonomy places the organism in Eukaryota, Fungi, Glomeromycota, Glomeromycetes, Diversisporales, Gigasporaceae.